This is a messenger RNA of Prunus persica (peach), 1464 nucleotides long. RefSeq lists its product as uncharacterized. The coding region runs from base 1 to 1464 and encodes 487 amino acids. The transcript has 9 exons. NCBI's taxonomy places the organism in Eukaryota, Viridiplantae, Streptophyta, Magnoliopsida, Rosales, Rosaceae. The record is from RefSeq and is a predicted model, not a curated record.
AUGGCUCAAAUCUUUGGGUUCAGGCCCCGUGGAAGACCUAUAGAUGCUAUCUGGCUGCAGGUUUACUUCCUAGAACUGAGGUUUCCAAACAUAGUUCUGCCUGAAGAUCAAGUUCUGGGUCUUCCUCUAAUGUCUGCAGAAGUGCCCAAAUGCUCCAUUGAAGAAAGGACCUAUCCUUGGUUCCAACCUGGAUACCGGUUGUUUAAGAAGGAGCCAGAAGAGGAAUCGGCUAGAAUUGACUUUAGGAAGAAGUUCCUGAGUGUCACUCUGCCAAGAGAUCUGCCCUAUGGAGGUGGGAAGCCUCCAAAUUAUCAUUUAGGGGCAGAAGUCUAUCAUCCCAACUUCUGUGCAAGGCAACUUGGCUGCCCCCAGCUUAUUCCACUCAAAUCAUAUAGAAGUUGCAAUUGGGCCACUUCCUGGAGAGAUCUAGAUGAUCUGGAAGUGCACAAGGAUGCUAGAUGUGCAAUAAACAAGAUCAACAACAGCGCAGAUGCCCUCUAUCCAGCCUGGGAACCAAACUCCUGCAGUUCUGCCAAUUUUGACGCUUGGUGGAAAGCUAGGUUUCAUGGUCUGCCAGCCUCCAUUACUGCACUCAAGGUACUUUUUGAAGGCUGGGGCUCCUGGACUAUCUACGUAGAGGUGGAUGCCAAGAACUUCGUGGUGCAGACCAUCAAAGAUGUUAAUGCCCAGGUCAUAGAAGACCCUUCUUUGAUAGAAAACAUAGGUGGGCAGUCUGUCCAAGCUGGAGAAGUGAUUGUCACUUCUGUCAUUGCUGCCGGAGACUUAGAGCUCUCUUCUGGAGAUGAAGAUAAUGAAAUUAUGGCAGAGCAACCAGCUGUUGAGGCCACUCCUUCUGCCAGAAGGAAGAGAAAAAAAACUACUCCAGUUCGUGGUAGUGCUGCUCAGCCUGCAACUUCAGCUGAAAGUCCCCCUUCUCCUCCUACUAAGUCAAAAAGACUUAGAAAGAGGACCAUGGUGGAAUAUGUGGCCAUGGAGGAAUCUGCAGCAGCUUCCACCAACACUUCUGGGACGGAUGAAGAGCUGAGAGAGCCCUUCGAGGCAGUAGAGCAGGAGAAAGAGCUAGAAGAAGUAGAAGAAGGACGUCAAGAAAAGGCAAAAGAAAUGGAAGAAGAGGAAAUCCCCGCUGAAGUGAUUGCAGAGAGCAUUGCUUUGGCGCAGCGGCAGCAGAAGAAUCCAAGGGCAGAGCUGACUAGUUCAGAGUUGGCCUUUUUUAAGGAUAUAGAGGCAGAGCAUUCCGCUGCCGUUCCAGCAUCUGAAGAGAGGGCAGAGCAAUCUGCAUCAGAGCCUAUGGAGCAGGCAGAACUACCUGUUGCAGUUUCGGAAGCUGGAGUGGAAGUGGUUGCUACUGUUCCUGACCUUGUGGUAGAAGUGCCUAGAUCUGCUGGUGUUCAGGCAAUGAUGACCAGCCCUCUGAAGCCUCCAAUUUUUCAACGUCUUCGAUAG